UCAGUAUAAAUAGCCGGCUCUUUGUUUUUGCGCCUUCAGAUUCGCUCCUGAGACGAGAAGAAAGAGACUUCCAUACGCCGCACUCUUACAGAAAAGAACAUUUGUUUCGUAAAGAUGCAGAUCUUUGUGAAGACGCUGACUGGUAAGACCAUCACCCUCGAAGUCGAGCCCAGCGACACCAUUGAGAAUGUCAAAGCUAAAAUUCAAGAUAAGGAGGGCAUUCCUCCUGACCAGCAGCGUCUGAUCUUCGCUGGCAAACAGUUGGAGGAUGGACGCACCCUGUCCGACUACAACAUCCAGAAAGAGUCCACCCUCCACCUGGUGCUCCGCCUCAGGGGUGGCAUGCAGAUCUUUGUGAAGACGCUGACUGGCAAGACCAUCACUCUUGAGGUGGAACCAAGCGACACCAUUGAGAACGUGAAGGCCAAAAUCCAGGAUAAGGAGGGCAUCCCACCUGACCAGCAGCGUCUGAUCUUUGCUGGCAAGCAGCUUGAAGAUGGACGCACCCUGUCUGACUACAACAUCCAGAAAGAGUCCACCCUCCACCUGGUGCUGCGUCUGAGAGGCGGUAUGCAGAUCUUCGUCAAGACUCUGACAGGAAAAACCAUCACUCUCGAGGUAGAGCCCAGCGACACCAUUGAGAACGUGAAGGCCAAAAUCCAGGAUAAGGAGGGCAUCCCACCUGACCAGCAGCGUCUGAUCUUUGCUGGCAAGCAGCUUGAAGAUGGACGCACCCUGUCCGACUAUAACAUCCAGAAAGAGUCCACCCUCCACCUGGUGCUCCGCCUCAGGGGUGGCAUGCAGAUCUUUGUCAAGACACUGACCGGAAAAACCAUCACUUUGGAGGUCGAGCCCAGCGACACCAUUGAGAAUGUCAAGGCGAAAAUCCAAGAUAAGGAGGGCAUCCCACCUGACCAGCAGCGUCUGAUCUUUGCCGGUAAACAGCUUGAAGACGGACGCACCCUGUCUGACUACAACAUCCAGAAAGAGUCCACCCUCCACCUGGUGCUCCGCCUCAGGGGUGGCAUGCAGAUCUUUGUGAAGACGCUGACUGGUAAGACCAUCACACUCGAGGUUGAGCCCAGCGACACCAUUGAGAACGUCAAAGCCAAAAUUCAAGAUAAGGAGGGCAUCCCACCUGACCAGCAGCGUCUGAUCUUCGCUGGCAAGCAGCUUGAAGACGGACGCACCCUGUCUGACUACAACAUCCAGAAAGAGUCCACCCUCCAUCUGGUGCUGCGUCUGAGAGGGGGUAUGCAGAUCUUUGUCAAGACCUUGACUGGCAAGACCAUCACUCUCGAGGUGGAACCAAGUGACACCAUUGAGAAUGUGAAAGCAAAAAUUCAGGACAAGGAGGGCAUCCCACCUGACCAGCAGCGUCUGAUUUUCGCUGGCAAACAGCUUGAAGAUGGACGCACCCUGUCAGACUAUAACAUCCAGAAAGAGUCCACCCUCCAUCUGGUGCUCCGCCUCAGGGGUGGUAUGCAGAUCUUCGUGAAGACGCUGACUGGUAAGACCAUCACACUCGAAGUGGAACCAAGUGACACCAUUGAGAACGUCAAAGCCAAAAUCCAGGAUAAGGAGGGCAUCCCACCUGACCAGCAGCGUCUGAUCUUUGCUGGCAAGCAGCUUGAAGAUGGACGCACUCUGUCUGACUACAACAUCCAGAAAGAGUCCACCCUCCAUCUGGUGCUGCGUCUUCGUGGUGGCAAAUAAUCUGCUUAUGAUCAUUAAUAUAUAAAAGUCUUGAAUUAUCAGACCAAUUCCAGUUUCCUUUAUUCCUCUUAAUCAUUCAAUAAAGUUCUUGCAUUCCUGAA
Molecule: messenger RNA, 1817 nt
Organism: Danio aesculapii
Lineage: Eukaryota; Metazoa; Chordata; Actinopteri; Cypriniformes; Danionidae
Gene: ubc
Product: ubiquitin C
Exons: 2
Coding region: 115-1716 (533 amino acids)
Biological process (GO): protein ubiquitination; modification-dependent protein catabolic process
Cellular component (GO): cytoplasm; nucleus
Molecular function (GO): ubiquitin protein ligase binding; protein tag activity
Source: RefSeq, a predicted model, not a curated record